Messenger RNA from Gossypium arboreum, 2225 nucleotides. RefSeq lists its product as uncharacterized. The coding region runs from base 549 to 1787 and encodes 412 amino acids. NCBI's taxonomy places the organism in Eukaryota, Viridiplantae, Streptophyta, Magnoliopsida, Malvales, Malvaceae. The record is from RefSeq and is a predicted model, not a curated record. The transcript is spliced from 6 exons. Gene Ontology annotation, molecular function: GTP binding; GTPase activity.
UUAAUAAAAAAAAAUUAAAGAAUGGAUUCUUGGAUUAUGUUUAGUCGUAUUUUUCUCUGGAUAAUUAGGGUUUAAAAAGAUUAGGAUUCAGGAUUUGUUCUUCCUCUUCAUUUCCCUUCAUCGCUGCUCUUUUCCUACUUAAUAAUUGCAUUAUCUUUAUGCAAUUGCAAUAAAAUUGUAAAAAUUGUUCUGUUUUUUUUUUGGGACUUUUCUUUCCAUUCAUUUUAAGAGAUUCUAACCUACCUGCUAAAGUUUGGGCCUUUUGCUUUCCCCCCCUUCGUUUUGGUUGUCAUUCUCAUUCCCGGUUCGCAUUCAUUUUCUUACCUUUCUUUCUUCACUUCAUCUAAUUUUAUGGUUUUCUAAUCAAUUGAUUCGCUUCCUUGAGAAGAAGGAUUGCUCAACUGUUAAUUCACAACUAUUUUCUCCUUUUUUUCAUGUUUACACACACACACAAAAAGUUAGAUUCAAGAUUUGAAAUGGAGAGGGUGAAAAAUUCAAAUUAGGGUUUGUAGAUGCUUGUUUUUGGUUACUAAUUGUUCUAUCAACAAAUGGAAGAAAACAAGGAAGGAUCCACAAAAUUGAAAGCCCAGGAUGAGACUAGGAACCUACCCUCCAUUUUUAUCAUUGGAUGUCCCAACGUCGGCAAGCGCACCCUGAUCUCCCGACUUGCUUCUGUGGAGUUCGAAGAAGAAGAUAGCUCCCAAGUGGUAGUCCAUGGCUGGACUAUCAAUACGAAAUACUACACUGCUGAUGUUUCUCUGUGUAUGGCUCAUCUUCAAGAUGGAUUUUCAGCUCAAACGCUCCCUAUAUUUAACCAUUCAACCGCCUUGGUCAUGGUUUUUGAUAUGUCUCAUCUAUCAACUUUUUCUGCUCUUCAGGAUUGGAUAUCUUACACUGAUAUCCAAAACUUGGAGAUUUUAAUCUGCAUGGGAAACAAAGUUGAUCGAGUUCCAGGUCAUCCUGUCCAUGCUGAGUAUGCAAAACGCGUACACAAACUUGAUGAUUCCUCUACUCAUCCUUCAUCUGACUUCACUCGAUAUGGAAUUUCUGAAGCUGAAGGAAGCAGUCUAUUGGAAAAUGAAGACCCAUCUUCCGACAUUCGAAGGAAAUGCUUGGAGUGGUGCAUUGACCACAACAUUGAGUUCAUCGAAGCUUGUGCUUUGAAUGCUGAUUUUGACAAAUGUUUGUCAGUUGAUGGAGAUUUACAAGGAGUUGAACGUCUUUAUGGUGCUAUUUCUGCUCAUAUGUGGCCUGGAAUGGUUCUGAAAUCUGGUGAUAUGAUAACUGAACCUUCGCUUCCUGAGAAAGAAGAUUCAUCAGAGGAAGAGCCUGGUUAUCAGUUUGAAUAUGAAGUGUUAUCUGCGGGUUCAGCUGAACCAGGGGAUGACAUUGUUGAAGAAUGGAUUUCUGCAAGUCCGGCUAACACAUUCCUGGAUAUAGGGAAAUCAGUUGAUGCGGGAAAUUCUGGUUCAGAUUGUGUUCAAGGAAACAUAACCAGAUGCGAAAAGGACGAGUCACAUACCUUUCCCACAGGUUCUGCUUUAGGGGAGAAAAUUGACAGAAUGGAACCCAAUGCUGAAGAACCUGGUCGAGCUUCAGCUUCAGAAGUAGAUGAUGGCCCCCAUUAUGAAUAUGAGGAUUUGGAACAGUUGAUGUCUGAGAUUGGGAACAUUCGCAGCAACUUGAGGUUAAUGCCUGACUUUCAAAGGAGGGAGAUGGCUGCCAAGCUGGCUAUUAAAAUGGCUGCCAUGUUUGGAGGUGACAGUGAUGACGAAGAGGAGAUAUGAGUUACUACUGGGACAUAAGAACUUUUAUACUGUUCAGAAUUUUGGAAGUUAUUGGCAUGUAGCUGGAAUACAAAGUUAACUAAAAAGGGAGCUUCAAUGAAAAUGUAUGCUUAAUUGUAGAUAAAUAGAGAUUUUUAGUGCAGAGAAUGAAGAUCUGAGUUUUGGCAAUUUUACUAGUUUAAUCGGGGCGGGGCAGGGCAGGGCAUGGCAUGAUGUUGGGAAUUCUUUUGAAGUUGAGGCAUGACGGAUACAGUAGGUGGGAUAGGGUGGUUGUGUUGUGGCGUGAUGUCCGAAAAUUGACUGCCUCUUUCUAUUUGCCUAGUUGAUGACAAUUACUUUUAGAAAUUGUUGAUGAGAUAAUUUCAAAGAUGAUCACUGCAUUGUCCUAGUAAUGUAUUUAUGAAUAAAUGUAUGAAUGUAAAUCAUUAGUUUAAUCAA